Molecule: messenger RNA, 156 nt
Organism: Mixia osmundae IAM 14324
Lineage: Eukaryota; Fungi; Basidiomycota; Mixiomycetes; Mixiales; Mixiaceae
Exons: 1
Source: RefSeq, a predicted model, not a curated record
AGAUCAAUCGCAAGGGCGAUUAUCACAUCCGCGGUGUUUAGUGACUUGCCUGACGAGUCGCUCAGCGAGCAGUCAUCCAGCCCUCUUGCUUUCCGGGCCAACUCCAGCAUUGCAAGAGGAGGAGAGGACGCAACAAUCUCGAACGCCGACGCGUGA